AUGUUCAAAUCCAAUUCCAUAGUUGCUGGUCUACUAUUGACUUCAGUAUCUGCCGUUUCACUCACAUACAGCAAACUUUAUGACAGCAACUCGAUACCUGUUAGUCAGCUAGCAUGCUACAAGAACGGUCUUAUACUGGAUGGAUACCCAUCAUGGAAAACCAUCGGAGACAUUCCGCAUUCGAUCACUGGCCUUGAACAGGUCGAUGGACCUAAUUCUCCGCUCUGCGGUUCCUGCUGGAUCCUCACAUAUGGUGAAACCUCUAGACCUGUGCUUGUCCUAGAUAGUGCAAAGGAGGGCUUCGUAUCGACUCUUGAUACCUUGAACUGGCUCACUCGUGACAAGGGCGAAGAGCUUGGAAGCGUCGAGGUGAAGCCUGCUAAGGUUGAUAUCACGAAUUGCGGAUUUGCCCCCGGGGAUAUACAGAAGGAACUCUGA
Fusarium musae is the source of this 438-nucleotide messenger RNA. RefSeq lists its product as uncharacterized. Lineage: Eukaryota; Fungi; Ascomycota; Sordariomycetes; Hypocreales; Nectriaceae. The transcript is spliced from 2 exons. The record is from RefSeq and is a predicted model, not a curated record. The coding region runs from base 1 to 438 and encodes 145 amino acids.